CGAGCUGUCACCGUACGUCACACCGGGAUGUGGCUGGUGUGGAAGGAGGUUUUUAUACACUCAAAGUAAACUUCCCGAAACUUUUAGAAGCGUCAGCACUGAGUUGAGUUGGCUAUUAUUUAAAUAGGCCUAUUUAUCUCUUUACAAACGUUUCACACAUUUAGUCUCAUUGAGGCUAUCCAAACUUGUCAGGUCAGUUAGUCGGUCCAUAAUUUAUUUGAAAAGUAAUUUUUGGCAACUUGCAGGAGCAUCAUCAUGUAUCCAGAAUCUACAGUGGGGUGCAGCUUUGAGGAGUGCAGUGCUACAGCUGAAUGGCUCCUGUCCCGUACAGAGAUACGCCCCCUGGUGGGGAUAGUUUGUGGCUCAGGCCUGGGAGGCUUGGCAGAAAUGCUGAAAGACCAGAUGGCAUUUAAAUACAGCGACAUUCCUAACUUUCCCCAGAGCACAGUGCAUGGUCAUGCUGGCAGGUUGGUGUUUGGCAAGCUGAAAGGGAAAGCAUGUGUUUGUAUGCAGGGAAGAUUCCAUCUCUAUGAGGGAUACCCCAUCCAUAAGGUAACAAUGCCCAUGCGGAUUUUCAAGCUGCUGGGUGUGGAGACUGUCAUCCUGACCAAUGCAGCUGGAGGCCUCAAUCAGGACUACAAGGUUGGGGACAUCAUGAUCAUCAAAGACCACAUCAACAUGCCUGGGUUCGCUGGGAACAACCCACUGGCAGGACCCAAUGAUGAGAGGUUCGGGGUUCGGUUCCCCUCCAUGUCUGAUGCGUAUGACAGGGAACUUCUGCAGCUGGCACAAGGUGUGGGGGCGGAGCUUGGCUUUGGUGACUUCCUGAGAGAGGGAAUUUACUGCGUCCUGGGCGGGCCCUCGUUCGAAACCAUCGCUGAGUGUCGUAUGAUGAACAGACUGGGGGCUGACGCUGUGGGCAUGAGUACGGUGCACGAGGUGAUUGUAGCGCGUCACUGUGGGAUGCGUGUGUUCGCCCUGUCCCUGAUCACCAACCAGGCUGUGAUGGACUACGACAGCCAAGAGAAGGCCAACCAUGAGGAGGUCCUGGAGACAGGCCAGCUGAGGGCAAAGCAGCUAGAGAGACUGGUGUCCAACAUGGUGACCCACAUAGAGCACAACAAUAACGACGCCUGAUAACUCUGACUGACCCUGCUUACACCGUGUCUGUGUGGGUGUGUGUCUGUGUGUGGGUGUCUGUGUGUGGGUGUGUGUGUGUCUGUGUGUCUGUGUGUGUGUGUGUGUGUGUGUGUGUCUGUGUGUCUGUGUGUGUGUGUGGGGGGGGGGGGGGAAUCUGGCGAAGCCAAGCUGUUCUUUUUCUGUACUUUAACAUUCUUCAAGGUAGCUGUUUGUUGACAGUGAGAAUCAUUGUUUAAUGUUUGUUAUGAAAACAUGACAAUUCUGAGUAAAGUACUAUUAUUUAUGAGCCCUGCACUAAACGUUUAUAAAUAUAGAGCUGUAUUGAGGUGAAUUGACCCAGACUGACAAUAAUACAUUAAAUUAACUUUAUAUUUAUUUUUGUUCAGUUCAGAAAUACUUGCACGUUGUACAUUCCCUAACAAGUGUGACUAAUAUGUAGAUUUUAAAAUUAGAUGAUAUAGGUGAAGUAAAUUACCAAAACGUAAGGGUGUUCCUAUAAUAUAGUGGGCUCUAAAGUGCGUUGCAACAAAAUAUUUAGCUGUGCGAACUGCAGUUUUAAUUUUGGAGCACAGAAAGAAAGGAAAAGGGAUAGCUUCUUCAGGAGAUCAGUGAUUCUAGUAAAGAUAGUUUAGUAUGAAGAUGCCUAGAAACUGCUUCUCCAAUAGAAAUCCCAGAUCACGCAUGUAGUUAUGCGAUGUCCUGGCAAAGUUAGCUAGCUAAACUCAUGUGCAGAAACAUGUCAUUGGGUCGAACUGUCGUGUUGCACUGAACUGCGCAUUUGCAUCCCGUCAAAUCAGACACUCCUUCGAUAUAAAUGAAAACGUGCCAGUUUGUCACUUUCACAAGGUUAUGACAUGUUCAGCUACUUAAAACAUUGGCUCGAAUCUAGAUUGAAAAUCUAGAAAAUGAACAACUAAGGAAGAAUUUUCCACUUCUCUCAUUGAUUUCCCAAACCCCAGUCUGGUCUGUCGAGUCGGCUUUGCGAAGCGUUCCUGGAAGUAUCACAAUGUUGUGCCUCUCUGAGAUUAGAAACUCUGUGAUCAUAGCAAUGAGUGAAUGACAGUUGUGACUAGAGUGACUUUAUGUAGCAGGUUAGGAGAGCAUUUGAGCUAACCCUAGCCAUGUUAUACCCUUAACCUAAGUAUCGUAAUCAACCACGUUAGGUAUUUAUUUAUUUUCUCCCUAACUUUCUGCAUACGUUCUACUAACCGGCUAUGAAAAAGUCACUUCCGGUAAUGGCCGUACCCCUUUCUAGUCAAAAUCAUGAAGGACAGAUCUCUUGCAUGUAGUCAUCACAAACUUGACGCUCUUAAAGAGACACUGUACAAUUUUCAAUGUAAUGCAUCUCAAUGAGAAAAUUGUGCUUUUACAUAAUGUAGAAACCUUAUAUUCCCCACAUGACCGGUAUUUGUAUCAACAUUUUAGCUUUUUAUAAUAAACCAAUGUAUUUAAAGCAUAACAUAUUCGUAUCUAGGGCACAACAUGUGCUUCAGAAGUAAAUAGAGUUAAUAUAGGCUAUAUGCUCUUAAAAAAAUGUUGUGCUUCUAACUUUUUAAAGUUGGGAGCACCAGUGCUACCAAUGACAUGUUUGAAUUUAGAGCACUGACUGUAACGUGCUGUAAAGUAGCAGUGUGUUGGUAUACUAACAAUUAUGUUCUCUGUAUAUUUUUAAUACUUAUUUAUAGAAGCACUUUUUAUUGUGUAAUGUAUGCUUUUUAGUCAAUGUCUUAAAAGGGUUUAAACUAGAUUAUUUGACCUUCCAAACGGCGGGAGGUUUUAGCUUUGCCUUAUAAGAAUGCUCAUGAAUGUGUAUAUCGAUGGGGAUUGAAAGGUGAAUAUAGGGUAUUUUGUUGGUGCUACACUCAAGUCUUACUGUCACAAUAAACUGAAUCAACUUGA
Salmo salar (Atlantic salmon) is the source of this 3039-nucleotide messenger RNA. Its product is annotated as purine nucleoside phosphorylase. Gene Ontology annotation, molecular function: purine-nucleoside phosphorylase activity. Gene Ontology annotation, cellular component: cytoplasm. Lineage: Eukaryota; Metazoa; Chordata; Actinopteri; Salmoniformes; Salmonidae. Gene Ontology annotation, biological process: nucleoside metabolic process. The record is from RefSeq and is a predicted model, not a curated record.